AUGGAAGGACGGAACGCGAGCAUGAUCUCCGCGGAUGCCAGAAGACGAAGCGUGAACGAAGAGCCCGUCACAUCCGUUCUAAACGGCGGCGACAUACCCAUUAAUGAUUCUGGAAAAGAAUGGAAUGCCGACGAAGAGGUUCUUGCAGCUCUGGGUUACAAGCCUGAAUUCAAGCGUGAAUUCAGCCUCUGGACUACAUUCUGCGUUAGCUUUGCUGUGCUGGGCCUACUACCUUCAUUCGCGACGACGCUUUACUAUGGAAUGGGAUAUGCUGGAACCGCUGGUAUGACGUGGGGAUGGCUCGUCGCUAUGAUCGGUAUCCAGUCCGUCGCCGCUUCGAUGGCGGAACUGUGUUCUUCCAUGCCCACCUCCGGGGGGCUAUACUAUGCUUCGGCCGUUCUGGCGCCUGAAGGCUGGGGUCCUCUCGCUGCGUGGAUCACAGGCUGGAGCAACUGGCUCGGACAAAUUACCGGUGCUCCAUCGGUGAACUAUGGAACAGCCGCCAUGAUCCUCGCAGCUGCUAGCAUACAGAAUCCGAAGUACGUGAUGGAACUCUAGCAAACGUUUUAGAAUCGAUGCUGACCUUACCUGCCACGAAUAGCUACGUUCCAACGGACUACCAGACCUACCUUCUGACUGUUUUUAUCAUGCUGAUCCAUGCGUGCAUGGCCAGCGCGCCCACCAAGUGGAUAGCCCGUAUCAACAGCGUGGGAAGUACCUUCAACAUCAUUGCGCUUGUUGUCGUUAUAAUCCUUAUACCAGCUGGAACCAACCGCGAGGAAAGGGGUCUAUCGCGCUUCACGCCUUCGAGCGAGGUCUGGGGAGAUAUUUACAAAGGAACGGACUACCCAAAUGGAGUCUCGAUCUUGAUGUCCUUUAUCGGAGUCAUUUGGACAAUGGUAAGCACACAGAAGUCCGAAAUACGAGGAGACCAUCACCAAUGCUACCUUACUCAUCAUAGAGCGGCUACGACAGCCCCUUCCACCUCGCGGAGGAGUGCAGCAACGCCAACAUCGCCUCUCCGCGCGCCAUCUUCCUCACCUCCGCCGUCGGAGGCACCUUCGGCUGGUUCCUCCAACUCGUCGUCGCCUACACCGUCGUCGACAUCAGCGCCUGCCUCGACUCCGACCUCGGCCAACCCUUCGCCGCCUACCUCAUCCAAGUGCUGCCGCAGAAAGCCGUCCUCGCCGUCCUCUCCCUCACCAUCAUCGCCGGCUUCGCCAUGGGCCAAGGCUGCAUGAUCGCCGCCUCGCGCGUCACCUUCGCCUACGCCCGCGACGACUGCUUCCCCUUCUCCCACGUCUGGAAGACCGUCAACCCCCGCACCAAAACCCCCGUCAAUGCCGUCUGGAUGAACACCUUCCUCGGCUGCCUCAUGCUCCUGCUCAUCUUCGGGGGCUCCGUCACCAUCGGCGCGCUGUUCAGCAUCGGUGCCUGCGCCGCGUUCGUGGCCUUCACCACCCCCAUCUUCAUCCGGGUGUUCUUUGUGGGCAAUCGUUUCCGUCCGGGACCGUGGAACUUGGGACGCUUCAGUAUUCCCAUCGGGGUCGUGGCGAGUGCGUUUGUUGCUCUGAUGGUGCCGAUUCUCUGCCUGCCGAGUGUGACGGGAAGCGAUCUGACUGCUGAUGGGAUGAACUGGACUGCCGUGGUCUAUGGAGGGCCAAUGGUGCUGGUCAUGAUUUGGUGGCUGGUCUCGGCGCGCAAAUGGUUCAAGGGUCCAAAGGUCAACCUGGGUCAUCUCAUGCAUGGACGUGAGACGGAAGGUCUAGUGCUAGAGGGCAAGACGCCGUCGCUGGAGCGGAGUGGUAGCGUGGCAGAGUCGGGAAAGCAAGCCGGUGAUGUGAAAGAGACACAACUGUAG
Lecanosticta acicola is the source of this 1861-nucleotide messenger RNA. NCBI's taxonomy places the organism in Eukaryota, Fungi, Ascomycota, Dothideomycetes, Mycosphaerellales, Mycosphaerellaceae. The record is from the annotation of a GenBank genome assembly.